Molecule: messenger RNA, 1037 nt
Organism: Rubroshorea leprosula
Lineage: Eukaryota; Viridiplantae; Streptophyta; Magnoliopsida; Malvales; Dipterocarpaceae
Source: the annotation of a GenBank genome assembly
CAGCUGCUAUUAAUUGUGUUUAUCAUGAAUUAUUGUAUUUUUUCUCUGUAAUCAUGUCAAUCAAAAGGUCCAAAAGCAUGACAAGUAAAAUGGGACAGAGAGUACAUUCCAGUAGCCCUAUUAUCAGUGAUUUAAUGUGUUAAAUCUAAUUUAAUCUAAACUGUCUGACCUCAUUCAAAGUCACAUCAAGGUAGUGGCCACUUUUUGACCUUCUUAGGUGUUUUUACAUCAAAACAGUAGCUAUUUUGUGGCUCCUCUUUAUGUUACUAUUUUGGAAGCUUCUGUCAAUGCAGGCAGUUCAUUUCCCACAUCAUUUCCACAUCUAUUCUCUGGAAAGAAUAAUCUACGUUGCUUAAUUCCUUGUGCAAUUGACCAGGAUCCAUAUUUCAAAAUGACAUGAGAUGUUGCUCCCUGGAUAGGGUAUUACAAGCCUGCCUUGAUCGAGUCAUCUUUCUUUCCUGCUCUGCAGAGCCACCGUCGAGCUUUGGGCAGGACUACUUAGAAGCAUAGCUCACAGUUUGCAUAGGACAUCCACCAAGAAGAUUUUAGGAUCAGCACUAACUUCACUGGUAUUAUCUGAAACGGUGGAAGAAACACCAUGACCUUAAGCCUAGGAGAAUCAGGAAAAAUGUCAUCUAGUGAUCCAAAUUCUGUCAUUUGCGUUACUGAUUCUGCAAAGGACAUUAAAAAUAAGAUAAACAAGCAUGCAUUCUCUGGUGGACAAGAAUCUAUAGAGAAACAUAGAAAGUAUGGAGCUAAUCUGGAGGUACUUGGUUUUUCCUUUGCUUUGCUUGUAUGAUGGAUUUACUAGCCAGAUCAUCUAGCUUUUACAAAUCACACUUUAUUGCAAAAAUGUAUUCAAUUUAUAAGGAUUUUGGAAAUAUGUUACUCUUAUUGUAGCUGAAUCCCAAGAUUUGAUGAACCGAUCUGCAAUGUGACUUCCUUUUAAUGUGUUUGUUUAGCUUUCCAUAAGUUACUGCCAUUUACAUGUAGUGAAAAGGGUAUAUUUAUGCCUAUAAUUAAAUGUCAAAUUUUAU